UUGAACAUUUGUUACAUAUUUCUUAGAGAAUACUUUGCAAUUAUAUGUAAGUGAUCAUUGAAUAACUCUUUCAUCGUAUCAUUCUUAGUCGUAUUAAUCACAACUAGCAACAAUGACAAGAAGAGCUUAUGAAACAAGUUCUACUGAUCGAGUGUUUGAGAAUGGAAUAUGGAAAGGACCAGUGACGAUUCCACCUGAUGAUUACUUUAAAUAUGGAGAAAAACUAUUGGAAAUUAUGAGAGAAAAUUCAUCAUUAAUUGGUCAGAUUGAUGCUAUAACAGGAGAACAACGAACAUUUGGAGAUAUGGCUGAUAGAAGCAUAAGAUGUGCAUUGUGGCUGAAAAGCCAAGGAGUCAAACCAAGUGACAUCAUUGGAUUAUCUACUGGAAACCAUUUGGACGCAAUACUACCUAUCAUCAGUUCAUUACUAAUAGGAUCAAUCAUCAAUCCAUGGUGGGAUGAUUUAACUGAGGAAGAACUUAUUAAAUACUUCAUUGAUUUGACUCAAACUAAAAUAGUAUUUAUAUCAGAAGCCAAUGCAAAGUUAAUGAAAAAAGUAGUUGAUAAAAUUCAAGUGAAAAUAACAAUUAUAGUUUUUGGAAAAGUAGAUGGUUUUACUUCAUUUGAAGAAAUCAUAGCAAUACAAAAGUCUCAAGAAGUCCUCAAUUUCAAAUGCACUGAAAUACAAUCUCCUGAUCAACCUGCUAUUAUUCUCUACACUUCUGGUACAACAGGCAACCCCAAGGGUGUUGUGCUGGCAUAUAAAACACUUGGAAAUAAUCGUCCAUUUAUUCCUGUAGAAGAAAUAAGAAAGAUGACUGGAAUUAAUUUUUCUACUGUUGCAUGGAUAAGUGGAGUAAUGCUUCCUCUCACAGCAAUAGAAGCUGGAGCUAAGAUGAUUAUUUUCUAUGGAAUAUCUGAACCUGAGAGUUUUCAACUCAUCGAUAAAUACAAGGCCCAAUGGAUUACUAUGGGUACAGGAGUAGCAAACAGAAUGUCGAAAGAUGAAACUAUAGGAAAGCAUACUUAUCCAUCAGUAAAAUGGAUAACUUUUGGUGGAGCAUGCGUAAAAAAACGAGUUGUUGAUUUCUUAAAAAGAGUCUAUCCAAAUGCUCGUAUUUGUCAAGCUUAUGGUUCAACUGAAUCGGGUGGUCCAGUAACAUGUUCUAGCUCUGAUGAUCAUCCAGAUUCAUGUGGAAAAGCUGUUAAAAAUAUGGAAAUAAAAAUAGUUGAUGAAGAUGGCAAUAUUGUUCUGAAACCAAAUGUAGAAGGGGAAUUAUGUAUGAGAUCUUCAACUAUGAUGAUAAGUUAUUACAAAAAUCCACAAGCUACUGCAGCAGCAGUCGAUAGUGAUGGAUGGUUCCAUAGUGGUGAUCUAGGGCAUUACAAUGAAAAUGGAGAAUUUUUUAUCACGGAUAGAAUACGAGAGCUGAUCAAAUACAGACUACAUCAUGUCCCCCCAGCACCUAUCGAGGAAGUAAUACAAAAAAAUCAUCCGGGAGUUUAUGAAGUAGCUGUUGUAAGAAAGCCACAUAAUGAAGACGUAGAACAGCCGAUGGCAUUUGUCAUAAAAAUGCCUGGAGUGAAUGUAACUGAAGAAGAAAUAAUCGAUAUAGUUGAUAAAAAUAUGUCAGAAAGAUUUAAAUUAAGAGGAGGAGUAAAAUUUGUAAAUGAUCUUCCACGAACAUCGUCAGGAAAAGUUGCUAAAAAAAUUCUUAGAGAUAUGGCGAUAAAAAUUGCUUUAGAAGAAUCAAAAUAAUAGAAAAAAAAUUUUAAAUGAGCUCGAGAUUAGUUUUAAGUAAUUAGAAAAAUAAAACAGCAGCUUAUGAAGAACGUAAAAAUAUAAAUAAAAUUACCGAUAAAAAAUACUGAACUUACCAAGAAAAAGAAUCACUUGAACAUUCUUUGCUUUUGUUUUCAAUUCUCACAAAUUGGGAGUACAAUUACUCCAAAAGACUAAUUAACUAAAUAAAAUAUUGCAUUUAACUAUU
Chelonus insularis is the source of this 1991-nucleotide messenger RNA. Its product is annotated as 4-coumarate--CoA ligase 1-like. Gene Ontology annotation, biological process: long-chain fatty acid metabolic process; fatty-acyl-CoA biosynthetic process. Gene Ontology annotation, molecular function: long-chain fatty acid-CoA ligase activity. Lineage: Eukaryota; Metazoa; Arthropoda; Insecta; Hymenoptera; Braconidae. The record is from RefSeq and is a predicted model, not a curated record. The transcript has 8 exons. Bases 113 to 1759 code for a protein of 548 amino acids.